CCCCACCUCUGACCCUCCGGUUCCAAUCCGGACGCGAGGCGACGCGAGAGGAGAAGCGAAGAGGCGACGGCAUGCGGCUGGCGACGCGAGAGGCGACGGCGACGACGACCCGCUUCCCAUCCGACGUCCACGCUCUCCGCCGCCUUCUCGCCAGUAACGCAUCACCGUCGUCUUCCUUGUUCCUUUCUCUCCCCGGCGCUAGGGUUGUUGCUUGCUAGGGUUCUUGGCCACCGCCUCCUCCCCUGCCGCUGUAGCACGCCACCGCCGCCUCCUUGGUUUUUGCUUGCUAGGGUUCUUGUGCUGCUGCUGCUCUUCUUCCGCCCAAAUGAGGGCUUUCCAAGGGCUGGUGUUUGUUGGGGAUUCCGAUCCGCGUAGGGGGUGGGGAUGGGGGAAUCGUGAUGGGUUCUUGGAGAUUUGGUCUGUGGUUUAGGUUCUUGCAGUGUUGCGGGGGAUUCUUGGUGGAAGAGCCCUAGGUUCUUGGUUCUGUUUCUUGCCCUAGAUCUUGGCUGAAGGAUCGAUGUGUUGCAUAGCCAUGGAUCUGUCAACCAGCUUCCCUUUCAGUUUGUCUUCUUCUCGAAUGAACCAGGAAAUUAUGCUGAAAAAAAAACAUGUCACUGUAACUGGACUGGUGCUCCAUCUCUGUUUUUGUACUCACCCAAGCCAGGCUAAGUCAAGAUUGUUAUUAAAUUCAGUGUUGCAUAAGAAAAGAUCCUUUGAUAACCAGUUUUUGUCAGUUCUUGAUGGCAUUUCUGUUCAUUAUUCAGAUUUUGAUAACCACAUGUCCUCAUGGAUUAGCUGCUUUUUAGCUUGGAUACUUAAUUUUAGCCAGCACUGGCUGCCUCAACAAACUACUAUGCUAAUUAUAAACCUUUUCUAUUUCCAUCUUUCUGUUUAUGAUUCAUUAAAUCUUAGCCAUUUUCCAUCAGAUGCUUUGGUCCCUUCUCCCUUUCUCUGCAUAUAUCAUUGUAGAUUGUCCUUGUUCCGAUGGGGCCAUCCUCUUUCUCUGAGGAUCAUCAUGCAUGACAAUUUGCACCUCAUAACCAGAAUUUGCAGGAAGCUUCAGGCGUUUUCAACAGACAUGAAGGCCUGGCAUUACUGACAACUAUUGUUGAGGGUGGUGGAAACUGCAAUCCUGCUAGUGAUCCAUUAACAAACCAGCCCCUGUUAUCAGCAAACAUCAUUAACAAGCAUAUUUUUCUGCUUUAUUUGGAGAAGAAAGCUUUGCGCAUCGAUGCUGAAAUAUAAAUUGAACUGCAGUAGGAAGAUGAUUUUGUUGCCUCUUUUUUGGCUGCCUCAUUCUGGCAACUACAGUGCAGUAUCUUAACAUUUUUUUCAGCUAAAUUGCCUCUUAUGUAGUCUGUAAUAAAUGACAACAACAAAUAGGCUCAUAUUUUUCAAUUACAUCUAAGUCCUGGAAUAGGACCAUUUUCUUUCUAAGCUCUGGGUAGUUUAGGCUAAUUAAAAAACUCAAACAUGUGAAUAAAUGGAAAUUCUCUGUUCAUUACCAAAUUUUCUUUUGAAUUUACUUGAUAUUAUGUUGUAUUAGACUUCACAUAUCUACUUAUUAUAUAAGCCGACAAGUUUGGUUUUUUCGAAUCUGAAGAUAUCAAAUGUUGUGUCCACAUAGGAUAGCCCUUUUAUGAUGAUAACACAAAUGCAGAUCCCCCAAGUUUGUUUGAAUGCAUGCAAACAAACUUGUAAAAUGGAUAAUAAGUGUGAAGUUCAACAGCUCUAUUGUAUUUUUACUUGCUCUGUUUUUACUUGCAAGAGUUGUACUGCUUCUAUAUCACACUGUCUAAGUCUUAACCGCAAGAUUUCUUUGCUAUGGCUGCAGCGGAUAAUCAAUUGAUAUUCCCAAAUGCCGAUGGAUUGCUACCAGAGGGACCGGAGGAAGGCGAAGCCAGAUUGAUUAGUGAUAUAGUCCUGAAAAGAAUGUGCUUAAUCCUGAAAUAUAUUACUGUUCAUGCUUAACUAGAUAGAAAUAUGCAUGAUGUUCUGAAUUCUGAUGAAUGAUGACAGCAACUGAAUAUGGUGAAGAAUUGUCCUGAUGCUAUUCAGGGUGUUCCCUGUCUUUCUAUUUGGGAAUUUUGGUUAAUUAACUCCUGCAAUAUACUAUUACUGUUAGAAAUUA
Oryza sativa Japonica Group (Japanese rice) is the source of this 2131-nucleotide messenger RNA. RefSeq lists its product as uncharacterized. The record is from RefSeq and is a predicted model, not a curated record. Lineage: Eukaryota; Viridiplantae; Streptophyta; Magnoliopsida; Poales; Poaceae.